This is a messenger RNA of Hibiscus syriacus, 3117 nucleotides long. Its product is annotated as probable serine/threonine-protein kinase At1g09600. Gene Ontology annotation, biological process: positive regulation of transcription elongation by RNA polymerase II; protein phosphorylation. Bases 498 to 2684 code for a protein of 728 amino acids. Gene Ontology annotation, cellular component: cyclin-dependent protein kinase holoenzyme complex; nucleus. Lineage: Eukaryota; Viridiplantae; Streptophyta; Magnoliopsida; Malvales; Malvaceae. The record is from RefSeq and is a predicted model, not a curated record. Gene Ontology annotation, molecular function: cyclin-dependent protein serine/threonine kinase activity; RNA polymerase II CTD heptapeptide repeat kinase activity; ATP binding. The transcript has 8 exons.
CAUUCACUUGCAUGGCACAUUUUCUUCAAAUUCCUGUCUUCAACAAAUUUAGACAAUUCAAUUGUUAAUAUUUUACAGAAAUUAAUUGUUUUUCUUUCAUCGUUGUUUAAGCUCAUAUGCAUUUUUGUUUUAUUUGUUUUUUUCUUUUGGGGAGCAAAGCUGCCUUCUGGGGUCCCGUGUUUGGUUCAUGAAAUUCUCAUUUUAUUCCGUUUCUGGGAUUUUUUUUUUGAGUUUUUUCAAUUUUAUUUGGAGAUCUGGGUUUUUGUUGAUUGUAGUAUAGGCUUUUUGGGAACUAUCGAAUUAGCAAUCUCUUUGGGAUAUCCUUUUGAUUUGGGAUCUGGGUCUUUCUCAUUCACUAGAGAAAGUUGCAUUCCUUUUAAGAGAGAAAAUUGAGACACUUCUUCGUUGAUGAUGAUUGAAUUUGAUAAUAACGAAGAGGGAGACUACAUUGGACGGGUCAGUUUCUGAUUGGGGGAAAAAAACAGGCGCUCUAAAUUAUGGGUUGCAUUUGCUCGAAAGGGGCUCGAGCAGAUGACCAUGUUGAAAAUAACCAUGGCAAAAGGGACAAGGCCCACAAGAACUCGAGAAAAUCCGCAAAAAAGUUAUCUGUUUCUUUUAAAAGGGACAAUGUGGAGGCCGAAACAGAUGCCACUGAACGGUUGAUCUCAGAUCAGCAGCCAAACCACAGUGCCGUUUCAGGGCCUUCCUCCUCCUCUUCCAAUGAUGAGGAAACGAAGGCAGCGUCGGCGGCCAAGGGUAGCCCUUCCGAGUUGCAAAUACGUUCAACAGUGGAGACCGAGGGUAGGGGUGGACAAGGGCAGCCGAGGAUGUCCAGGAUCAUGAAUGCAACUGUUGGCGAGGGAGGUGCACAGGUGGUCGCUGGUUGGCCUUCUUGGCUAGCAACAGUAGCUGGGGAAGCCAUCAAUGGAUGGAUACCUCGAAAGGCAGAGUCGUUCGAGAAGUUGGAGAAGAUUGGUCAAGGAACUUACAGCAGUGUGUACAAAGCUCGUGACCUUGAAUCAAAUAAGUUAGUUGCCUUGAAGAAAGUUAGAUUUGUUAAUAUGGACCCUGAAAGUGUUUGUUUCAUGGCAAGAGAAAUUAUUAUUUUGCGUCGGCUUGAUCAUCCUAAUGUCAUGAAGCUUGAAGGUCUAAUUCCUUCCAGGGCUUCUGGAAGCUUAUACCUUAUAUUUGAAUACAUGGAGCAUGAUCUUGCAGGGCUUUUAGCAGUCCCUGAGGUUAAGUUCACCGAAGCUCAGAUCAAGUGUUAUAUGCAACAGCUGCUCCGAGGACUUGACCAUUGCCAUAGUCAUGGUGUUUUGCAUCGUGACAUCAAGGGCUCAAAUCUCUUGAUAGACUGUAAUGGAAAUCUCAAGAUUGGUGAUUUUGGACUGGCAACUUUUUUCCAUCCCGAUCAGAAGCAGCCUCUAACAAGUCGUGUGGUAACCUUAUGGUAUCGUCCUCCUGAGCUUUUGCUUGGUUCUACAAACUAUGGAGUUGCUGUCGAUCUGUGGAGUUCUGGUUGCAUACUUGCUGAAUUAUUUGUUGGCAAGCCUAUCAUGUCUGGAAGAACUGAGGUUGAACAACUGCAUAAAAUUUUCAAACUCUGUGGAUCGCCUUCUGAAGAGUAUUGGAAGAGAUCAAAAUUGCCACAUGCAACCAUUUUCAAACCUCAACAUCCGUAUAAAAGUUGUCUUCCUGAGACAUUCAAGGACUUUCCUGCGUCUGCUUUGCUCCUUUUGGAGGUUCUUCUUGCGAUAGAACCCGAGUCUCGUGGAACUGCUUCGUCAGCACUUCAGAGUGAGUUCUUUACAACACAGCCUCUUCCCUGUGAUCAAUCUAGUUUGCCGAAGUAUCCACCUAGUAAGGAGUUUGAUGCCAAGCUUCGAGAAGAGGAAUCUAGAAGGCAAAGAGCUGCUGCUGGGAAAGUCCGUGCACACGAUCCUGGUAGAAGGCAUUCCAGAGAAUCAAUAGCUGUUCCUGCCCCAGAUCUGAAUGCCGAAUCACAAGCAUCCAUACAGAAGCGGCGACGACAAUACAGUGGAAAAAGUAUCAGUGAAGUACACUACUCUGAAGAAGACAGGGGUACUGCCUUCCCUAUUGAGCCUCUGAAAGGAACAGAAAUAGUUCUACCCAAUUCUCAUUCGAGCCAGUCAAUGCGCCGCCCUAGUAGAUUUGGAUCUUCUCGGAAUAAGAAAACAAAUGAGAUUGAGUCUAUGAAGGCUUCCACUCGAGCAUUUAGUUCUCCUAGGAAGCCUGAAGAGUUGAGAUCUCAAGCAACAUCUGUUCAUCGUGGAACAUUGGAAUUGUCCAGAUUUUCUAAUUCAAUUGCGGUUAGAGGCUGUCCACGGUUUGAUAUGACUAAAGAGAAUAACAUAAAUCCUCACUGGCCAGAGGAGCAUUUUAAUGCCGGAUAUAACCAUCUGGAUAUUGUGGAGUCCUCUGAGAAGCAUGAACUAUCCCAUCGUUUACUCGAUAGGCCAAAGGCUUCGAAUGUGAAGGAUGAACAACUAUCUUCCAAGGAAUCAGCAGUGGGUUGCGUUUCCAUGAAUAACCGAAUCCAUUCUUCCGGAUCAUUGUUGCCUUGUGGAGGGAACCUUGAGGUAAUGCUGAAAGAGCACGAGAGACUGAUUCAGAAUGCUGUUCGCAGAGCUCGUGCAGACAAAAAGUCAAAAACUAACUUUUGAAGACAAUGGACAAACUGAAUCGCUACUUUAACACCUGAGAAAAGGAGGCUGAGAAACUAGAAAGAAGCUUAUACCGGCUUCCACUCCGGUCCAUAAGCUCAGCAGUGUGUCAUAAUAUAAUUAUUAGGAAAAAAUAUAUUGUUUUGGAGUUUUGAUAAGUCUUGCUGCCUGAUGAUGUUCGAUCAUCAUGGAUUUUCAACCAUGCAGCCAGGACAAUUUAUCCGGCCAAAGUUUGCUCAGAAGGAAAAAGCAGUGGACGACCGAGAACAUCGGUCGCUAUUUGGUGAGUUUGUGAUUUAUGUUUGAAAUUUGCAUACAGGCCAUUUUGUUGUUACCUUAGGUAGAGCCAUUGUUCUACUUUCUGAACUAUGCUUUGUACAGCUAAAAUAGGCUGCUCCUUAUAAAUUUAUAAUUAAGAUCACUGCAAUUUUUU